CGCCGCGGGGCCGCCAUGCCGGGCCGCCUGCUGCGGGGCCUGUGGCAGCGCUGGCGCCGUUACAAGUACCGCUUCGUACCUUGGAUCGCGCUGAACCUAAACCACAACCCCAGGACCCUCCGAUAUGUUCCCGAGAAAUCCAAAGACAAAGUUAUCUCAGAUGAAGAUGUCCUAGGAACAUUACUGAAAGUUUUCCAGGCUCUGUUCGUAAAUGAUUUCAAUAAACAAUCAGAUAUCUUGACUGUGCUUCCAGAAGCUGUUAAAUCAAAAUAUCAAGACCUACUGUUGGUUCAACAUCCAAGGCUGAAAUUUCUUGAACACAGACAUCAACAGCAAAAUAUGUUUAAACCAGAAGAAAUUCUUUAUAAGACAUUGGGUUUCAGUAUUGCUCGAGCAACUAGCUCAUUGAUUUCCGCCGGGAAAGGUGUCUUCGUUACUAAAGGAUUGGUACCAAAAGGCGCGGUUGUAUCUAUGUAUCCUGGUACAGUAUAUCAGAAGUAUGAGCCAAUCUUUUUCCAGUCCAUUGGAAAUCCAUUUAUUUUUAGAUGCCUGGAUGGAGUACUCAUUGAUGGAAAUGACAAAGGAAUAUCAAAAGUCGUGUAUAGAUCUUGCACUGGGAGGGAUCGACUUGGCCCUUUAAAAAUGAGUGAUAGUACAUGGCUAACGUCAGAAAUUCACAAUCCACUGGCUGUAGGACAGUAUGUCAACAAUUGUUCAAAUGACAGAUCAGCUAAUGUCUGUUAUCAGGAAUUUGACGUGCCUGCAGUUUUCCCUAUAGAACUGAAGCAAUAUCUUCCAAACAUUGCCUACAGCUAUGACAAGCAAAGCCCACUUCGAUGUGUGGUUCUUGUCGCACUCAGGGACAUCAAACAAGGAGAAGAGCUUUUUUCAAACUACUAUACAAUUGUCAGCUAACUCUAUGAAUUAGAAAUUAGGUUUUCUACUCAGCUGUUAAUUUAAGUGUUUUUUGUUAAUUGUUUCUCUGAGUUCCACCUACAGAACAAAUAUUUUGAGACCUAAUUGGAGUGGGAGUUUUUUGUUUUUAUUAAUGUUAUAUUUAUGUUUCAAUUCCAUAAUAAAAGUUAUUUGCUUCGUUACAAUUUCAAAUUUAUAAUGCAAUUUCAAUUUUAAUUGGUUUUCACCUGAAUACACAAAAGCUUAUUAAAUUAAAACCUACUGCCUGAACUUAUAAUUUCAAUGUUUCUUUUUAUUCUUUU
Messenger RNA from Diceros bicornis minor, 1217 nucleotides. It is a transcript of the gene SETD9, whose product is annotated as SET domain containing 9. NCBI's taxonomy places the organism in Eukaryota, Metazoa, Chordata, Mammalia, Perissodactyla, Rhinocerotidae. The transcript is spliced from 6 exons. The coding region runs from base 16 to 915 and encodes 299 amino acids. Gene Ontology annotation, molecular function: protein binding. The record is from RefSeq and is a predicted model, not a curated record.